AUGUGUGUGUGUGUGUUGAUACUACCUCUGAUAUCCCAUAACUGCUGGGAAGGUGUGGGAACCGCGCAAAGGGAGUUUUUUACUUUUGUGUCCGUUUGUAAGUUUACGUCAUCUGAUUCUUUACGGGGCCGUGUAGCGGGAAUGGCGCUUUCAUUAGAGGACAGCAAUGCUGCGCUGCGGUGUCAGCGUAACCGAGCCGUGGCAGCCGCAACACUUGCCGACUCAAUGCUUACGAGGUCUGGUCUUGUUUGUGACGAGGCUCACAGUAAAACUUUUUUUUCAACCCAUACGAGGCCGAUUGUACGGUACGGUAGCUUUGAAGAGUUGUUGCAGACGCACCUGAAACCCGAUCCAAAUGGUGAAGCGCGCGAAUUAUUGCGUGUCCUUCAGUCAGUGCCUGUUCUGCGCGAUGAGCUCGCUCUCCUCGACGAUGCGACGCUGAAGAAUGUUUGUUCGUUUCUUGGUACCAACUCAAGGGAUCUGGCCCGGCUUGGUUCCGUAUGCCGCCGCCUGCAUGGCAUUGCCAUCGCCUUUACCCCUCCUGAGGUCGUUGUAGUGCCGAGCAUGGUAUCGUCACACGGCCUCAUGAGCGAUGUUAUCAUGGACUCCCUUUGCUCCUUCUUCAGUUCGUACAAGCGCGGGCAGUUUGUACAGCGCCUCAGGCUUGUCGCUUCCAAGUACGCUUCCACGUUGGCGAUAAAUGAUUCCCUUCCACUUUGUAGUCCUCAUGCCUUCCCAGCGCUGGCUAAGGUUUUUCCUUCACUAACGUAUCUAGACUUGCGUGGUGUUCGCUGGAACGCUCAGUGCUUCCCAGGACUUGAGCAGAGCUUUUUCAGCGACCUCUACGUUGCGACGCCACAUCUGCAGACGUUGAAGGUUGGUGUUUCCCUACUUGUUUAUUGGUCACCGGGUUGGUGGCAACGGCUACCGACGCUUUCGCAUUUUGUCGUGGGUUCUCGCCGCGACGACCAAGCAGCAGCACUGCCUUCCGAUGUGUUUGAAAUGCUCCGUGCACCGCAAAGGUCGUGGAGUGUGAAGUUUUGGUGCGUAGUGAAACGGGAGACUUUGCUUCUUUUCUUCUUGGCUACACAGCCACUACCGGGGGUGCGUGAGCUUGCGCUCAACAUAGGUAACAUCGAUUUGGCAGAGGCCUUUUCUCGGCAGCCCACGAGAGCAGUGCGUGAGGAGAGCCGCGGGCGGAAAUCUGCGAAGGGUUCUAGGAUGAACACACCCCGGCGUGCAGCUGGAGGCAACUCUAACGAAGGGGAUUUGUGUGUAUCUUUUCCGUCAAUGACCGCACUCACAGUAGCAAAUUUAGAUCGUGUUCCCCUGUUGGCCCACAAACUCCUUUCGUGGAUUUCACAGCGUGCGCCGGCUCUAAGGCAUUUUAAUAUAGUGACUACUGCACGUAUCCCACCACCACCAACUCGACUCAAAAGGCAAAUGAUGGCUGAACAAGCACAUCUCACUGCAACCAGCUAG
Trypanosoma brucei brucei TREU927 is the source of this 1482-nucleotide messenger RNA. RefSeq lists its product as hypothetical. The transcript has a single exon. Bases 1 to 1482 code for a protein of 493 amino acids. Lineage: Eukaryota; Euglenozoa; Kinetoplastea; Trypanosomatida; Trypanosomatidae. The record is from RefSeq and is a predicted model, not a curated record.